AUGCCUCAGAAUUUCCAAGGACUGACUCCACCGUCAGAAUCAUAUACAGAACAGAUCUGUCAACCACACUUUCACGAAGAUGUACGACCCGCAUUACCUAGCGUUCACGAGCGAUGCAUAUCUACGCCACGUCUUUUCUGGAACAAACCAUCACUCGAGGUUUCGAGGAUGGGGGACGCAAUGACUCCACUGAGCGGAUGCUUGCUUAUCUUCUCAUCACACUUUUCGUUAAACAUGGCUUCCAUACUUGAGCUUAGCCGACGCCCACCGGUACAUCCAUACGCACCGCUGCGUUACCUCUCGCUCAUCGAAGGUGUGGUUUGGAGUUUCUUGUUAGAUACGCAGGCUUCGAGUUUCCUCGCCCAUUGUGUGCUUCGUUCUGGGGGUAUCUCGAAGCAUUCAUGGACGUUUUGCUCGUCACACGCUGACAUUGUUUUCACUAAACUUCGACAGGUCUCAACAAAGUCUGACGGAGUAUGGACGGCGACACCAAAUUGCUGGAAGUCUUGA
This is a messenger RNA of Ascochyta rabiei, 510 nucleotides long. RefSeq lists its product as uncharacterized. Bases 1 to 510 code for a protein of 169 amino acids. The record is from RefSeq and is a predicted model, not a curated record. NCBI's taxonomy places the organism in Eukaryota, Fungi, Ascomycota, Dothideomycetes, Pleosporales, Didymellaceae. The transcript has a single exon.